UGACCGCGACGCCUCGGAGUUUAGUUAGAAGUUGGCACGUUGCGGCUCAGAUGACGCGAAGUGUGUGAGCGGUGUAAGUGUGUGCAUAGUAUUGUCGAGCGGUCCGACGGAAAGGAAAAAGUGGUUUAACGUUACUGUUCUGUCUAUGGUGGACUUGGAUUAUACGUGCAACAUGACUUUUGAGGAAUUAAACGGGGAUUACUCGCAAGAAAGGAUGGAUUCUGUGGCGAAAGCUUUGGAAGAGGUCAUCAUCGGUGCUUUGCCGCAAGGCUGUAUAACAGUUGGUGUUUACGAGGCAGCCAAGUCACUGAACGUAGAUCCUGAUAAUGUGGUCCUUUGCAUUCUGGCUACGGAUGAUGAGGAUGUCAAAGACGUGGCCCUCCAGAUCCACUUCACACUUAUUCAGGCUUUCUGCUGUGAGAAUGACAUCAACAUCCUGAGGGUGAACAACACCAGGCGCCUGGCAGAAAUACUCGGUGGAGGAGGAGGAGGAGCAGGAGGGAAGCAAAGUGGGGGAGAACCCAUGGACCUGCAUUGUGUCUUGGUCACUAGCCCACACUCGUCUUCAUGGAAGGAUCCCGCUUUGAGCAAAGUGAAUCACUUCUGCAGGGAGAGCAGGUGUAUGGAUCAAUGGGUACCCAUCAUCAAUUUGCCUGAACGAUGAACAGCCUCAUGACCAACAGCAAAGACCUGUCAGAGGACUGUUCUCCACACAGGAAGAGUUGUGUGAACCCGGAUGGACACAUAGCCACCCACAGACGAAAUUCAAUGGCACUACCGAUGGGAGGAAAAACAGCAACAUCACAUUUAAGGAAUUCGAAGGGGAAAAGAUGACGACCCAGCCAUCUAGAUGGGAUUUUUUUUUAAGCAAAAAGGUGGGGGAUGGAUUUCCAGUGGGACAGGACUGUUCGGAGUUGGGGCUCUUGGUUUGUGCAACCAAGAUGGCGAGGCACUUUUUUAUAUUGUCAGAAGGAUGGGAAGAAAAAGUAUGUGCUUUAUAACAUGAAGGUGGACUAUGUACAAAAGGACUGUAUCAAGCAUUUGUGUGUGAAAGACUUUGUAAGGGGACAUGGAGAGAAAGUAGAAUGGUGAGCUGUGUUAAGGCACUGUUGGGCUAGGCCUUUCUGUUCAGAAACAAAGUACUUGUUGAAACACUGGACCUUUGAAAUUUCACUCAUUUCUUUCAAGAGAAAAUGUUGAUGUUGUUACUAUUGUUACUAUUAUUUAAAAAGGGAAGGGCUUGAUAUCUAAUAGUAAAGAAGAUAUUCUGUGUAUUCAGUGUUUCCUAUGCAAGCUGGGGUUUUUUUCUACAUGUGAAAUAGUUCUGUUUUUUACAACAACAUAAGUUAUUUCUAAUGAUAUUUAAAUGUAUUUAUGUUUAAUUUUUUUUUAUUCUUUACUAUUUGCUAAAUCUAUACACCAGUCAAAGAUGUAUUGUGGUUUAAUAAAAAGUAUUUUGGAG
Lampris incognitus (smalleye Pacific opah) is the source of this 1462-nucleotide messenger RNA. RefSeq names its product growth arrest and DNA-damage-inducible, alpha, a (gene gadd45aa). The record is from RefSeq and is a predicted model, not a curated record. Gene Ontology annotation, biological process: regulation of cell cycle. The transcript has 4 exons. The coding region runs from base 146 to 664 and encodes 172 amino acids. Lineage: Eukaryota; Metazoa; Chordata; Actinopteri; Lampriformes; Lampridae. Gene Ontology annotation, cellular component: nucleus; cytoplasm.